Messenger RNA from Saitoella complicata NRRL Y-17804, 2019 nucleotides. RefSeq names its product gaba permease. Gene Ontology annotation, molecular function: transmembrane transporter activity. Gene Ontology annotation, cellular component: membrane. Bases 31 to 1629 code for a protein of 532 amino acids. The record is from RefSeq and is a predicted model, not a curated record. Gene Ontology annotation, biological process: transmembrane transport; amino acid transport. The transcript is spliced from 10 exons. NCBI's taxonomy places the organism in Eukaryota, Fungi, Ascomycota, Saitoellomycetes, Saitoellales, Saitoellaceae.
CCGGCGCCCUUCAUCGCAACUCCAACAACCAUGGAGACGGACUCCAAGAUCACACGUAGGCCCGGCCGUGCAGGCGAUGCCGCCGAUGAUGAACGAUUGAGAGCUCUUGGUUUCGAGCCUGAGUUGGAGCGUAACUUUUCAUUCCUGUCGAUGAUCGGUUUCGCAUUUGCAAUUCUCAACUCAUGGACCGCAUUGGCCGCUUCUCUGAACAUCGCGCUCCCAUCCGGUGGACCCGUAGCCAUUAUCUGGGGUUUGCUUGUUGCUGGUGUCUGCAAUUUGGCCCUCAGCGCAAGUCUUGCCGAAAUCUGUUCCGUCUAUCCAACAUCUGGUGGAGUCUACCACUUUACAGCAAUGCUGAGUACUCCGCGCUUGUCACCCGUACUCAGUUGGAUCUGCGGUUGGAUCAAUACCGCUGGCUGGUGGGCGCUGACUGCAACCGGAGGUGCACUUGGUGGACAGCUCAUUACUGGAGUUAUCGCCCUGCUUCAUCCGAACUAUACCGUUCAACGUUGGCACAUCUUCCUCAUCUACGUCGCAUAUGUGAUCGGUGCAUUCUUCAUCAACGCUUUCUUCGUAAGACUUUUGCCCACUAUCAACAAGGCUGCUCUGUUGUGGUCGAUCAGCGGUGUUGUUAUCAUCACGGUCACGGUCCUGGCUACAGCAUCACCAAACUACCAAUCUGGCGACUUCGUCUUCGGAACAUACAUCAACGAAACCGGCUGGAACAACGGCGUCGCCUGGAUCCUCGGUCUUUUACAGGCAGGCCUUGGUUUAACCGGCUACGAUGCAGUCAGUCACAUGGUAGAAGAGAUUCAUGAUCCCUCUCGCAAUGCACCAAAAGCGAUGGUUCUAGCGGUUGUCAUUGGAUUAGUCACUGGUUUGAUGUUUUUGAUCGCAUUGCUCUUUGCGCUGACGGAUGUCGACGCUGUCAUUUCUGGCACUGCUGGGCCUUUGCUCUCCAUUUUUUACCAAGCUACUAACAACAAAGCUGGCGCCAUCUGCCUUGACAUGUUUCCGAUUGUUUGUAUGGCCUUCGCGACAACGGGUAUCUUGACCACUUCGUCAAGAAUGACCUACGCCUUUGCCAGAGACGGCGGGCUGCCUUUCUCACGCUUCUUCAGCCGUGUCCAGAAAAAGCAUGACGUCCCCAUGAACGCCUUGAUCCUCUCAACGAUCAUCGUUAUCAUUUUCGGCUGCAUUUACCUUGGGAGUUCGAGUGCUUUGAACGCCAUCCUUUCCGCUUCCGUCGUUGCACUCGGCGUCAGCUACGGCAUCCCUGUGGCCAUCCUCGUCAUACGAGGAAGACAUAUUUUGCAAGCUGAUAGGUCGUUUAAGCUUGGAUCUGUCCUUGGGUAUACUGCCAACUUGAUUGGGUUGGCUUGGGUGAUCUUGACGACAAUUUUCUUCCUCUUCCCCCCCGACACUCCCGUCACAGCGGAGAACAUGAAUUACACUAUUGCAGCGUUCGCUGUUGUGUUCAUUGCUGCCGCCAUCACCUGGGUCGUCAAAGGUCGGAAGCACUACAAGGGACCGCAGCUCAAGCACAUCCACGGGACUGAGGUGGAAGGCGUGGAGAUGGAUGUGCAACGCGUAAGCACCAAAGGAAGUCCAAAGCGUACGAAAGCUUGAGUAUGUUCGCAGGAAGGUAAUAUUGCAUAGCUAUAAGUUAUUGGGAGACGAGAGAAAAAAAAAAAGACAGAAUCAUGCGCCAUGGAAAAACAUACCCAACUCCAGACUGACAAAAGGAAAAGGAAAACAAGUAAUCGUCUUCGAGCAGUAGCAGGCUACCUGCCCAUGGUCUUGUCCCAGGUCUCCCGGGUCCAGGUGCUGAUACGAGCGUAGGCUGCUCCAGGGGUAUCCAACGCAGGGCGAACAUCAAGGUAGAAGACCGGCUCACCCGUAGGCUCAUCGGGACCCUGGUAGUAGUCGAUAACGUAUCUCACUUCUUUUUCACCGCGCCUAACAAACCAAUCGUGUCUGUCGAACGGCGGCUCCAUUCCGUACUUGGCCGGGUUCACC